Molecule: messenger RNA, 978 nt
Organism: Rotaria sp. Silwood1
Lineage: Eukaryota; Metazoa; Rotifera; Eurotatoria; Philodinida; Philodinidae
Source: the annotation of a GenBank genome assembly
AUGACAAUUCAUUUUCAUCCAGAAUGGUUAACAGUGAUUCCAGAAAAUCGAAAAUGGGCGAUUCUUCAUCAUAUUGUUUAUUCUGGUAAUAUUGAUCACCUUGACCAAGUACUUGCAUCACAAAAAUCGAAUAAGGAUUUUCGUCUAUUGAGUAAAACAACUGAGGGUGAAACUGUACUCGAUAUUGCUAAAUCACGUGAUGAUCUAUCUGAUAUGUUAAAACACAUUGAACGACUAGUUAAACUUGAUGAAUUACUGAAUUAUGCUAAAGAACGUAAUUGGAAUAAAUGUUAUGAGAUUGUUAAAGAAGAUCCAAGACUUGGUAAUGAAAAGCCACCUUAUCGUCUUUUCUAUUUAAUUCAUCAACUAGCUUAUGCUGAUGAAGUUGAGCAAUUUAAAAAAUUUCAAGAACUAGAAAAUUUUAAAUUUGAUCUAACUUUACGAGUUGAUCGUAAAAAAAUCAAUGAUAUUGCUCGAGAAGGUAAAGGUGAAAAAUUUGCUCAAUAUAUUGAAAAAACAUAUCCAUCAUUUUUUAAUACUGACAAUACCAAUGAUAAAUUAUAUGAACCAUCAAAACAAGCCAAAGAACAUACGAAUAAUAUAAAUGCUCUGAUAGAACAACGUAAUGUAUUUGAUGAAUCGAGUUUUUCAUUUGGUCCAGCACAAAAUCUUCUAACUCGAAAAGAAGCCGAUAAAAAAGUGAAACCAAAACUUGUAUCACCAUCCCCAACAACCGGUACAAUGAAACCUCUUCAACAACCUAUAGAUGCUAUACUUAGUUUUCUUACUUGUUCUCUUACACAAGCUAUCGUUAAAGAUCCUGUUGUUGCUGCUGAUGGAUUUACAUAUGAACGUACGGCAAUUGAAAAAUGGCUUCAAUCAAAUGAUCGUUCACCAAUGACAAAUGAAAAACUUGCUCAUAUAAAUUUAAAUCCAAAUUUAAUAGUUAAACGAAUUUUAGAUAGUUUUAGUCAAUAA